CCAAGUCCUCCAGGUUCAGGUGAGCACACGUUCAUGGACCGCCUAUCUGCAGUGUCACAGCAGUUGUCCUCUACCUCCUCAUCCCUCCUUCAUCUGGUACAAAAAUGGAGAGAGAAUUCACGCAGGAACAUCUUCUUCUUAUUCAAACGUCUUUGACUAUCCAGACAGUUACUCCUGUGCUCUACAAGGACACGAGGAUUCCCCCUCUCCUCCAGUCUGUGCCUAUGGUAAUCAGUGUAACAGAGUGACGUACACUGACAGAAGAAUCUGUGCUCCCAAAGGCUCAUCAGUGGACAUCUCUUGUACUUACAACAGUUAUGGAGCGAUCACAUCAAAAUUCUGGUUCAGUCCUAAACUCAGUGUGAACUGGCAGAGUCCCUCUCGACCUGAGGACCUGAUUGUGGACUCCCAGUAUGCAGGUCGUGUUCAGGUCCUUGAAACAAAGAGAGGACACUCUGCUCUGAGAAUCUCUGACCUGAGAGAGAGCGACUCAGCAGAAUAUCGCUUCAGAUUCACUUCAGGACGCUUUAAAUGGGGAAGCAGUUUAUCUGGUACAACUCUGACUGUCACAGCUUUACAGGUACAGGUGAUAAAAGCUGGAGAGUCUUACACCAACGUAGAGCUGAGGUGUCUCAGCAGCUGCAGUCCACCAGGUCAUCUUUCAUACGUCUGGUUCAGGAACAGAGAGAAAAUGUAUGAGGAGACAUCUUCUUAUACAGGCCGGAUUUAUCUUGGAGAUGAAAUCUCCUGUGCUUUCUACGGACAUGAAGGAUUCCCCUCUCCUCCAGUGUAUGCUCCAAAGACUACCUCUGUGUUACAAAGACCCUCUGGUGAGGUAGUGGAGAACACUUCAGUGACUCUGAACUGCAGCAGUGAUGCUAACCCAGCAGCAGUUACAUAUACCUGGUACAAGAACGGAAAUCCAGACUUUAAACCUUUCAGUAAAGAAGCCCAGCUUGUCUUCCGCUCCAUCCAGCCCUCUGACUCUGGAGAGUAUCACUGUGAAGCUGAGAACCAGCUGGGAAAGAGAACAUCUGAGCACCUUACCAUCGAUGUGAAAUAUGCUCCGAAGCUUCCCUCUGUGUCAGUGAGUCCCUCUGCUGAGAUAGUGGAGAACAGUUCAGUGACUCUGACCUGCAGCAGUGAUGCUAACCCAGCAGCAGUUACAUACACCUGGUACAAGAACGGAAAUCCAGACGUCCAACCUUUCAGUAAAGAAGCCCAGCUUGUCUUGCGCUCCAUCCAGCCCUCUGACUCUGGAGAGUAUCACUGUGACGCUGUGAACAAACUGGGAAAGGGAACAUCUGAGCACCUUACCAUUGAUGUGAAAUAUGGUCCAAAGCUUCCCUCAGUGUCAGUGACUGGUGAGAUAGUGGAGGGCAGUUCAGUGAGUCUGACUUGUAAGAGUGAUGCUAACCCAGCAGCUACUAACACCUGGUACAAGGAGGACCACACACCUCUUCAAGGACAGGAAGGCAUUCAUUCUUUCACCUCUCUCGGGUUGAAGGACAGUGGGAUCUACUACUGCAAGUCUGAGAAUGGUUAUGGACAAAAGAACUCCACAUCUGUUCACAUAGAUGUCCAGUAUCCUCCAAGGCUUCCCUCUGUGUCAAUGCAUCCUGGUGAGAUUAUGGAGGGCAGUUCAGUGACUCUGAACUGUAGCAGUGAUGCUAACCCAGCAGCUAACUACACCUGGUACAAGGGAAAUGAUCGUACACCUCAAGGAUCCGGACCAGUCUUCACCAUCAAUGAUGUUAGAUCUGAACACAGUGGGGGUUAUUAUUGUGAAGCUGACAACAGAAGAGGGCGCCACAACUCCACCUUACAUUUUGUUGUUGUGUCAAGUUCAAUGAAAUCAGUCGCUGCUGGAUCAAUCUUUGCCAUUUUCCUGGUUAUCAUUUUCCUCUUAGUCAUCCUAUUCAUAAGGAGAAAGAGAUCCUCAAAGGAAACCAACCAGCCUGGAGAAAGUCCGGACAACAAUGGAGAGCUAAACAUGGCUUCACAAAGUGAACCAGCAGAGGAACUUUGCUACGCCAGUGUGCGCUUCUCCAACAACCAGGAAGAGGCCCUCUACUCCAACUUUUCACCAGCUAAGCCAAACAGACCCAAGAAGAAGAAGGAGGAUGAAGAUGGGGACGAUGUAGAAUACGCGAGGGUCAACAUUAAGAGUAAAAGGCCUUCCUCAAGAUCAAGAACCCAAAUGACGGAGGAGGAUGUGUCUGCAUUGUACAGCACAGUCGUCCGAACACCAAGAGUGUGAGCACAACAUGGAUCAAAGGUUUAUCACGCCCCAGUGUCAGAGAGACACAUUUCUCAGGACUUAAUGCACAGAAGAAGAAGAAUUUAAACCGAUAGAUCAUUUUGAUAAUUUGAUAAGUAUUUGGAAGAUCAUACUUAUCAUGCCUCACAGCAGCAUCUUGUCCUUAAAGGCCACCGUCGCUUAAACAACGGGUGGGGUGAGCUUUGAUUUCUUGCCAAACAAUAAUUUUUAUCUUAUGCUAAAAAAACAGUAAUCAUCUAAAGGCUUACCUUUUAGGAGCUUUGACUACAGCUUUUAGACUGCAGUCAUCUUGUUUUUGGAGCCUGAAGUGACCAUAUAUGGACCAGGGGGAUGAGCUCUGAAGAGAGGAAGAAGAUAGCAGAUGCUAAAUUAUUUAAGUUAUAAAGUCGAUGCUAAAGGUUAAUUUACUUGCUUGUAAUUUGCAUGUCUAACAAAUCAGAUAUGAGAAUUUGCUGAUUAAAGCUGGGGUUGGUAAUCAGAUUUAGAUCCACUUUUUGUCAUACUGGUUAAAAUGAUCUUUAUGUCC
Messenger RNA from Notolabrus celidotus (New Zealand spotty), 2807 nucleotides. Its product is annotated as B-cell receptor CD22-like. The record is from RefSeq and is a predicted model, not a curated record. The coding region runs from base 692 to 2260 and encodes 522 amino acids. NCBI's taxonomy places the organism in Eukaryota, Metazoa, Chordata, Actinopteri, Labriformes, Labridae. The transcript is spliced from 11 exons.